ACAUCUGACAUGUGCCGAUCGAUCGGGGAUUUCCCUUUUCACUGGCUCCGCCCACAUCGGCUACGGCACAUUAACAAACAGCUGUCCUGUGGAUUAAAAAGUCCUUGAUUUAGGCUUUAGCCCGCAUGAUGGAAGUUCAGUCAACGUAUCCAGUUACUAAAAAGGGAGCUGUUCUACUUAAUGGAAAGCAUGUUGAUGUUGCCAUGACAACAUUUGAAGAUAGAUUGUUACUCAUUGUUACCCAGUAUCAAAAGCUUGGAACAUUGGUACAUGUUACUAGAGACAAUUUACCCUUAGACAAGAGGGAAGAAACAUACUCAACCCAGGUCUUACUUGGAAAUGAUGAGCCUGUGAUGCACGUCUAUGCAAGGAACAUUGCCAAACAUGUAUUAAAGAUCCAUCCCAAGCCUCUUCUAUUGAGUCUAGCACUGGAGGACUACACACCGGCAGUUAUGAAGGGCAUUGAGAAGGUCAUACAGGACUACGUUAUAUGAAUCUGUUGUAUUAGCUUGAAAGACAUUUGAUAGGGAUAAUAGACUGGUGGUGCAAACUGGUGAAAGGUGUCAGGUUAUUGGUGUCACACCUCUGUUACAUGAAGGUUAUGCAUUAAUCACUGGAGUACAGAGGCGUCGAUCCUGGGGGGGCAGGGGGGGCGAUCGCCCCACCAAUGAAAAUAUUGGGGGGGCAAACAUAUCAUUUUGCCCCCCCAAUAAUUCCGGAUAUACCGCCAAAAAAAACAAGAUUGUAAUGUUCAGCGAGCGAGAUUGAGAUUCACAACUCGUUCUUUAUUUAAAAUCGUGCUCAAAAUGUCCGCUUUUCAGAUUGGAAUAUAAAAAUUUUUAGCUCGCGCUUCGCGCUCGCAUCAUUUCUGUAGCAAAAACCCAUACUUUUCAUGAUUGAAUAGGUGAAUGUAAAUGUCCCAUUUUCAGUUUUAAGCUUCAAAAGAACUCCUGCUUCGAUUUGCAAUAAUCUUUUCUUGGAUAUAUAUCUUGUUCUUUAUCCAAAACUUCCAUUAAACUGUCAUUUUUUCAGAUCGAAAUAUCAAAAUUUUCAGCUCGCGCUUCGCGCUCGCAUCUAUUCUUCUUUUAGAUACCAAUUUUGAUCAUUACUACCAAAAAUGCUUAGAAUAUCAAGCUUUCAGGUCAGAAUAUAAAGAAAUUUCAGCUCACUCUCGGCACUCGUACUAUCUGUGUAGUGAGAUAUGUAUCCUCCUCAUGAGUUACAAACAGCCCUAAACAGGCACGCUUUUCCUGUCAGUAUGCUAAAAAAAAAUCAGCUCGCGCUUCGCGCUCACAUUGUUGGUGAGAUACGUGUCUGUGUCUCAUGAGUCAUAUUUAUAUAUAUAUAUAUAUGUGUGUGUGUGUGGGGGGGGGAUGGAUGGGUGUCUUAUACGAUCGAGCGCCUUUGGAACGUUAAUGAUUUUGCCCCCCCAAUCUGAAAAAUGGAUCGACGCCCCUGCUGGAGUAUACUGUCAUGAUGGGCAGUGAAAAAGUUUUACAGGGCCUUGGAAUAUGAAAUUAUUGUAUUCUCGAAGGAAUGCACUUCCAAGCUUGUUAGUAUAGUCUUUGUGGACUCUGUUGCAUCAGGCCUUGUCAAAACGCUACUGUGGUGACUUUUGGGACAGAGUGCACCAUAUUUUGUGGUUUGGCCUAAAUAUCUGAAUACAGAGCUCUGUCGGAAGACCAAAUAUUCACAGCUUUGCAAAGAGUUGUAAUUGAUCCAAUCAACUUCAACUAUAUGGAAAUCCAUCCAUGUCAUAAUUUCUCUGACUGGAAAUUUGCACAAUUUCCUUUGCAAACAAAGAGGAAGCACACUGAAUUGUCAAAACAAUGAUAAAUAAGUAGGUAUACUUCAUUUCUAGAAAAUAUUAUGAACACACAUGUAUUUUAGAUGUUGACGUUGCUGGCUUUCCAUAGUUGUGGUUGAUCAGAUCAAAUGCAACGCUGUAAGACAGGGCCCAGAAGAGGGAACUAAAAUACUUUUUUUCAGUGGUUGGAUUUUUUUUUUAUGAGAAUAAUCACUAAACCCCAAAUUUGACAAUUUUAUGGAAUGUCGAAAUUACUGUUUCAUUUCAUAUGCAAAUUGGAGAACUUUAAUAGCAUGUGAAGAUUCACUCUCAAUUUUUAAAGAAAAAAAUGGAGCAGUGAAAUAGUCAUGUUGCAAAUUGUAAGAAAAAAAUGAAUAUGAUUUCAAAUAGUCGUGAUCAUUAUAGUAAAUAUAUGCCAUCAAAAGCUCCCUAAUGACGCAAAGUCAUUGUUAGAGGAGACGUACCCCAGUUUCAAAGCAUAAAAAAGCUAAAGCACCCCAGGCUAGCUAUUCCAACUCCCUGAUUUAAGUAUCUAAAUAUGUGUUUGACCUUGAUCGGUCCAAAAAGAACUAACCCACACUAACAGCAGCGGGCCAUUUUGUGAUGGGAUUCACUAACUUUUGAGCACAACUGUACAUAUAUGUACAUCUUUAUUGUGUUAAAACUUUGAAAUAAUUUAUUUUCUUACACUAAAGAGUCCCUAGUUUUCGACUUUACAGAAAACUUUUCCUUUUUUUUCAUACAAUUCAAGAAGACCAUAGAAGUUAUAGAGUUUAACAGAAAACAACAUUUUUGGGGAAAAGGGGGGAUUUAAUGAGCAAAAUAAAGCAAAGCAGAAAACAAAUCUUCACAAAGCAAAUACAUGCAUCAGCCCUAAAGUCUAAACCAAACUUGUUUGCAGUCAUUUAAUACUUUUAUGAAAUGAUAUCUCGAUUUGUAUUUUUUCAAACAGAAUUCUGCUCUUCAAAAUUGAUAUGCUGUAGGUAUUACAUGUCACUAAUGAAAAUACAGUUUGAAUUUUAGAACACUGCAGGGCACAGUAUGUGCUUUUAUAACCUAAUUUAACAUAUAUUUGAAUUAAACUUUCAAUGUUAUGCUCAUUUGCAUUUUCUCUAUUUCAGAUCCAACUUGUAAAUUGUAUCUGGAAUGGACUUGUCUUUAUUUCACACUAUUUAGGGACUUAAAUCUUUGCGCUGUACAAAGUGUUUGAAAUGAAAACCAUGAGAGAAUCUUUUUUAAGCCUAAAGAUGAGGUGUACAUAAAUUUGUGAAUAAAGUGUAGAUUUUGUUGGAACAAA
Lytechinus pictus (painted urchin) is the source of this 3104-nucleotide messenger RNA. Its product is annotated as proteasome assembly chaperone 3-like. NCBI's taxonomy places the organism in Eukaryota, Metazoa, Echinodermata, Echinoidea, Temnopleuroida, Toxopneustidae. Gene Ontology annotation, biological process: proteasome assembly. The transcript has 4 exons. The coding region runs from base 126 to 494 and encodes 122 amino acids. The record is from RefSeq and is a predicted model, not a curated record.